Messenger RNA from Vespa crabro (European hornet), 3895 nucleotides. It is a transcript of the gene crp, whose product is annotated as probable serine/threonine-protein kinase yakA. Gene Ontology annotation, cellular component: nucleus. The record is from RefSeq and is a predicted model, not a curated record. The transcript has 6 exons. Gene Ontology annotation, biological process: regulation of transcription by RNA polymerase II. NCBI's taxonomy places the organism in Eukaryota, Metazoa, Arthropoda, Insecta, Hymenoptera, Vespidae. Gene Ontology annotation, molecular function: DNA-binding transcription factor activity, RNA polymerase II-specific; RNA polymerase II cis-regulatory region sequence-specific DNA binding; protein dimerization activity. The coding region runs from base 1758 to 3584 and encodes 608 amino acids.
GGCCGUAUCAUUCCUUUAGCGUAAAGCUGCGCGAUGUGAAAAUAGUUCCUGUCGGACGAUCGAAGUAUCUGAGUUAAGGACGGUGAUAGGAAAGGAAAGAAAACUUGAACACGGGAUGUAUGGCGCUAAGCUUUAGUCGUAUGUGUCAGAAAGAGAGAGAGAGAGAGAAAGAGAGAGAGAGAGAUAGGAACAGAGAGGGAGAGAGAGAAAGAGAAAGAGAAGGAAAGAAAAUAAGAAUAGGAGGGACGAGUCAGCUUCGGAUUGGUCCGAAGUAAGGGUCCUCGAUAUCAGGGUAGCGCGAAGCGCGCGAAUCGCCCCGAGCGCGGGCCAUCGAACUUCUUGAGAGAGAAGGGAGUCUGUACAUGUAUGUAUACGUGUGUACGAGAGAAAAAGAGAUAGAGAUAGAAAGAGAGAGAUAGACUAGAUUUUCGAAGGGUGACGUAAUCGUCCCGUCGAGUCUCACGCACGCUCGUCAAUGCGUCGCCUCGUCGCUUUGAGUUGGUGCGGCUUUCGUACGGGAAGGUGUGCCGUUUUCGAUACACAAUUUCGUGUCCUUGACAUAUCGCGAGGCCAAGUGUAAAAGAGUUUUCUUCGUGCGGUCGCAGCAUGUUUCUGGCGGUGUGCUUUGGUAAAACGGUACUACGCGGUGCGACAUGUCGGAAUGAGAGAGCAAAGCAUUACGUACAUUCGACGGUGCGUUCACGGUGAGCAAACUGUGUAUCGUUAACUACGAUAGCGUGUUAUUACCGGUGUGUUACUUUUUCGAUAUAUUUGUGGGUGUUAGAAAAAAAUUUCCAAAAUUAUUUUACGUCUUUAAUGAGCGUCGAUUGAAAUAAUCAUACAUCGUGAAUUAAAUUCGAUAAAAGACGUUAAUCGAAGGCGAAUAGAAACGAGGUGUGGCAAGAAGAAAGAAAGAAAGAAAGAAAGAAAGAAAGAAAGAAAAGAAAAGUCAAGACACAGUGCGGUAGGAUAGAACAGGAGUGAUAAAAAAGUGAAACAGUUUGAAGGAGGGAGAAAGUACAAUAGUCGAGAAAGCCGGCGAGAAGACAUCCGAGAUAGAGGGCGCUCAACGGGCCCGGCGUCUACGGACGGCCCUGAAACCGGCGGCGGCGGAGUGAUUCGCGACGCGUCGUGGGGGCCCUCAGCUGUUUCCCGCCAAAGAUCGCCAUUACAAAACGCGUUCGGCCGUUGUGUGUGAGAGGAUCGCGCGCGCCGUAGUGACUGGUUCAAUGGUGGAAUAUCUCAGUGCAUUGCCACUACAGUCGUGACGAGCCCGCUCGUUUUAUCAUCGACGUCUCAAUUUCGUCCUCAUUGUGUCGGUUUGAGUUCGUCGAGAAAUCUUGUAAAAUAAGGUGAGAGAAAUAGAGAGAGAGAGAGAGAGAGAGAGAGCGAGAGAGAAAGGGGGUAAAGAAAGAGACAAAAAAAGACAGAAAGAGAGAGAGAGAGUUCUCGUCUGUCGCGUGUCACGCGUAGACAUAAGCACGUAACAAUUCGCCGUCGUGUCAAGGAGAGCGUGCGCGCGCGCGCGCGUUCUCUCUUUCCGGGCCGUAGUGGAGUGUGUCGUCGUGCGAGAGGUGGAAGAAGAAGAAGAAGAAGAAAAGGAGGAGGAGGAGGAGGAAGAGGAGGCGGCGGCGGCGGUAGCGGUGGAGGAGGAGGAGGAGGCGGAAGCGACGUUUUCUCGCGUCUACCGCGACAACGGCGGCUGCUGCUGGGAGCUGGUGGAGUCGCGGGCCGGGAUUCUCGGUGCGCUGCAAGAUAUGUCAGUGUUCACUGCCGACGAUCGGAUUUUGCUCGAGGAAAUCGUCGAGGCGAGCACCGAGGAACACGAGGCUGAACUCUGCGGUAGUAUCGAGAAAGUGGAGGAGAGCUCGGUGACGAGCGUGGCGGCCGUUGAGGCCGCGGAUACUCAACAACAACAACAACAACAACAACAACAACAACAAUCAAAGAGUAACACAGUAACAGCUCGUCGUGUAGGUGGCCAAAACGUUGCUUCUGGUAAUACCGGUGCUGGCGGUGGUAAUAACGUUGGACGUGUCACACCGCGUAGCCACAUGGAGCAGGAAAAGCGGAUGCGGCGAGAAAUCGCCAACAGCAACGAGCGACGUCGUAUGCAGAGUAUCAACGCCGGUUUCCAAUCUCUUAGGACGUUGCUACCACAUCAUGAGGGCGAGAAACUUUCCAAGGCUGCGAUACUUCAACAGACUGCCGAAUACAUUUAUCAGUUAGAACAAGAGAAAACACAGUUGUUGUCGCAGAACUGUCAAUUGAAGCGACUUGUGAAUCAACACGAAGGUGGUGAUUUACCUAUCAAAAAACGCAAGCCUGAUAAUCAAGGCGUUGUUGUAAGUUUGCCGGUGCAUGUAAGCGAGAGUGGCGACGAAGGAUUAGGCAGUAUGUCCCCGGAGCCUCUUUCUGUAAUUACGGUGACAACAGAGAGCCAUUCCGUGGUAAGCAGCGAGGUCGUGGAGCUUAGACGACAGUUGGAGAGAGAACGUCACGCAAGACUGCAUUUGGAAAAGCAGAUGAGAGCCAUUCAGAGUCAGCUGUAUCCGGAAAGAUUCCGGGAUAAUCAGCUGAUUGCGUAUCAGCCUCACGAGGUAAUUGAACAUACGGACAAUGUUAUGAAUCAAGAAACUGAAGAAGCAGUUGCCGCGUUACAAGUGGUAUCGGUUAUGUCAAUACCUGCGGUAGGCUCGACUCAAACAGUGGAAACUUCGAGUCCUGAGCCAAGUUCACCACCGUUAUCUCCUCAGCCCGGUGAUUUGGUAUCAGCUGAGGAUUUGAAGGAAGAGGAAUCCAGACCGAGUAGCCCGAAAAUCGUAGCUUUUGCUCAGAAUACUGUUUUCGCGAGUCUCGAGGAGCAAACUACUGCUGAUUCCUUUUCUUCAUCGAGUCGCGUCACUUAUGGCUCAUCGAAUACUGAUUUUAAAAAUUCUUCGCCACAAUAUAUCACGACCAGUCCUAGCAGACCUUUCUCACCACCCGCUGAACCACAACGAUUGCCCAGUGUUCUUGAGGCUGCAAUGAAGGCAGAACCCAAGGUUGAAGUUGAAAGAUUACCAUCACCGUCGAAUUCAUUGGACGAUGGCACGCCACAAGCGAGGCUCUAUCUCGCGAAUACAUCCAGACAGAAUCUGGAAACGAUCGUCGAGGCAAUCCGCCAUCUUGAAGGUGAUCAUCUUUUUAGCGACGAGCCAUUGGCAUUGACGAACGAGCCAUUGGCAUUGACUAACAAGUCUACCAUGAAAAAUCCAUCGAACGUCAAGUGUUCGUCUACGAGCACGAAUUCGACCUCGAAUUCACAAUCAACGGGCACCGAACAAACGUCGACGAUACCGUCGACCAAUCAGAGUUCGUCUAAUUCGACGACAGCAUCUUCGACGUCGUCGACGACGACGACGACGACGAAGCAACAGCAACAACAACAGCAACAACAACAACAGCAGCAGCAGCAACAACAACAACAACAACAGCAACAGCAACGGCUUCUUCAUGCUACCGACGUGAAUAACUUCCUUCAGUUUCAAGUCCAACAACAGGCUCAACAACGGCCUGGCGUUAUAGUCGUGAAACAUUCGUGAUCCACCCUACUCGCGCGUUCCACCGUGCACUGAACGAAACUGAUACACGUUCCAUCAUCAUCCCUCAUUAAUCGGGAUGAAUUUAUUAUCCUUCGAACGCGACGCGAGUCUAUCCUCGAAGAGGAACCUGCUUCCUUUUCUUCCUCACGUUUUAAUAAGGAUACGUGCUUUGUCACGAUUGAACUUUAUAAUUAUUAUUAUUAAUUAUCAUUAUUAUUAAUAUUAUUUUUAUCAUCAUCAUCAUCAUCAUCAUCAGCAUCAUCAUCAUCAUUAUCAUUAUCAUCAUCGUCGUCGUCGUCGUCGUCGUCGUC